This is a messenger RNA of Nomia melanderi (Alkali bee), 5572 nucleotides long. RefSeq names its product arsenic resistance protein 2 (gene Ars2). The record is from RefSeq and is a predicted model, not a curated record. Gene Ontology annotation, biological process: primary miRNA processing; mRNA processing. Lineage: Eukaryota; Metazoa; Arthropoda; Insecta; Hymenoptera; Halictidae. Gene Ontology annotation, molecular function: nucleic acid binding. Gene Ontology annotation, cellular component: nuclear body.
UCCACACCAAUGAUACGUUGAACCGAACACAUGGACCAAUCGUGUUAAGCACGGCAAUUGGUCGGUGCAUACGAUUAUCUCAAUCGCAUAAAAAUCAGUUCAGUUUCCUGUCCUAUAAGGAAAUCGAUAUACGUCUUCCAUCUUAGAUCUCGAAAUAGGAGACAAUCGGUUGCAAUUUCAAUUAUCCAAUCAAUUCUUUCGAAUCGUCACCACUUGUGUUUCAAAGGACCAUUUAGGUGUUCAGUGUAUGUGACGUACAGUCGCAAUUUUAAGUGUCAAUAUAAUCUUCAUUUAAUUGCACUUAAGGAUUGCUUCCUGAUAAAGGGACAAACGAGACGUGAGUGUAAACAGUAAAGCGUUUACGUUUGUACGAGUACGUUUGAAUUUCGCGGGUCUCGAACGUGAAUGAGAAAUCGAUAGAGAACUAAACCUCGAUGGAGACGAUCUGACGCCGCACCUUCGGGCAAAGGGGGCAUUUUGGUGACGCACGGUAACGGGCGACAAAAAUCAUCUAUGCCCGAACUGUAAUUUCUCCUAACGGUGUACCUGAUAUAUAAUUGACGAAACAUUUUUUUACAAUGGGUGACUCGGACGACGAGUAUGAUAGAAAGAGGAGGGACAAAUUUAGAGGAGAACGGACUGAGUCUUAUUCGAGGGAAGGCCGUAGAGAUGACAGGCGAAGGGAUGAUUGGGUUGACAGUAAUUACUCCAGGGAAUGGUCCAGUCGACCUAGACAGCGACCAGAUUAUAGAGAAUAUCGUGGAGGAGGAGGCGGGGGACGGGAUAGAUAUAGUCCGGCUAGGUCACAAGAAAUGGCGCCUCCGAUGAAAAGAAUGAGAACGGACUGGGACGAUCGUCCCAGAUACGGGCACGAUUAUUACGGCGGUGGAGGCGGCGGAGCUGCUUCUUGGGGUCCAGAUCAUUAUCCUCCCCCGCACCAUGGCAAUCAUCACUACGGGAACCAUGGUAACAGCAGCAGUCGGGAAGUGGCUGGGAACUUCAGUAACUCGAACGUGGAGACUCAGCCGCCGAUGAUGUCGUUCAAGGCGUUCCUCGGCACGCAAGAGGACACGAUCACCGACGAGGAGGCCAUCAAGCGUUACAACGAGUAUAAGCUGGAGUUCAGGAGGCAACAGUUGAACGAAUUUUUCGUCGCUCACAAGGACGAGGAAUGGUUCAAAAUUAAGUAUCAUCCCGAAGAGUCGGUGAAGAGAAAGGAAGAACAAGUAUCAGCUCUCAAGAAACGCGUUGAAGUUUUCUUAGAAAUGCUAGACGUCGGAGAAAUCGACAAAGUUUCGAUAGACGCCGAUCAAGCGGACGCUCUGCUGCAUUUGUUGGACGCGGUGGUCAUUAAGCUAGAGGGUGGCACCGAAGAAGACUUGCAGGUUUUGGACGUGAAACCGUCGAAUCCGAUUAUCUCUAAAGACGUCGCCAAGGACAAAGAGGACGCGAAGAGUAAAGCAGGAGCUGAUAAGAAGCUGGACAACAAUGACGCGAGCAAGUCGGACGAGGCUUCCCGUGCAGAGAAAACGUUUAAAAACGGACAGGGCGCGGACACCGAGAUGAAGAGUGCGGAGAAGGACGAGGGCUUGAUGGAGGAGACUGAGAAACCCGAGGAGGGUGCAGAGGAAACGAAGAAAGAUGACGAGAUGGAUGGAACUGGUAAAUUGGAAGAGGUUAAUGCCAAGAAAAGAAAACGCACUGAUAGCAACAGCAGCAGCAGCAGCAGUUCUAGCAGCAGUAGUUCCUCUGGUAGCGACAGUAACAAGCCUGGCACGCCGAAAGAGGAAACUUCUGCUGGCGAGAAGGCGGACGCGAGCAACGAAAACGUAGACGCAGGAGACGGAAAGGAGGAAGAACAAGAGACUAAAGCCGACGGCGACCCACCGGAACCUAAGAAGUCCGCGAUCGAGCCGGAGGCUGUGAUCGACUUAGCCAGCGAGGACAAAGAAAAAGAACCUAGAGCGUUGCACAAGACUAGCAGUAUUUUUCUCCGCAAUUUGGCGCCUACUAUCACAAAGGCAGAAGUAGAAGCGAUGUGUAAACGGUUUCCUGGAUUUUUACGAGUUGCCAUAGCGGAUCCUCAGCCGGAAAGGAGAUGGUUCAGAAGAGGAUGGGUGUCCUUCGAGAGACAAGUGAACAUAAAAGAGAUAUGCUGGAGUCUGAAUAAUAUUCGACUGAGAGACUGCGAGUUGGGUGCGAUAGUGAAUAGAGAUCUCUCGCGGCGCAUUCGCACUGUGAACGGCCUAACGUCGCACAAGCAGAUAGUCCGACACGAUAUCAAAUUGAGCGCGAAGAUUGUUCACAAUUUGGACAACAGGGUAGGUCUGUGGAACGAAGAGAAGAAGGAAGAGAAUACGUCCAAACAGGAGGACGACAGCAAAGACACUAAAGGCGCGCAAAAUGCUCAUGAAGUUGAGCAAGCUGCGUUCGGACUGUCGUCCAAGAACCCGGUACUGAAGAACAUAACUGAUUAUUUGAUAGAAGAAGCAUCCGCCGAGGAAGAAGAGUUGUUAGGCAUGUCUGGCGACCAGGAGGAAGGACAGCUGGGAGGCGACGGAGACGGUCCAAUAGAAAGAGAUCCGACUCUAGUCAAGGUGUUAGACAGACUGAUCCUCUAUCUGCGAAUAGUUCACUCUGUUGACUACUACAAUCACUGUGAGUACCCUAAUGAAGACGAGAUGCCGAACAGAUGUGGUAUAAUGCACGUCAGAGGCUCGCCUCCAACCGCUAAAGUCUCGAGUACUGAACUGUCAGAGUACUGUCGCAACUUCGAGAGCAAAAUGGCUGCUUUCCUGCAGCCGGUUGCUACCUUGUCUCAGGAGGAGUUUGACAAAUUGGGCGCCAAGAAUGCGGAAACUGAGGUAGAAAAAUUCGUUCAGGCGAACACGCAGGAGCUGUCGAAGGACAAGUGGCUGUGCCCGUUGAGCGGUAAGAAGUUCAAGGGUCCAGACUUCAUCCGGAAACAUAUCUUCAACAAGCACGGAGAGAAGGUAGCCGAGGUAAAGGCAGAAGCGGAGUACUUCAACAAUUAUCUGAGGGAUCCGAAGAGGCCGCAGUUGCCCGAGCAUCCUGGCAACAAGGCGCCGCCGAGGGAGGGUAUGCGCGAAGGAUUCAAUCCUUACGGUUGUUCCACGUUCGGAAGUUACGGGAGUGGUUACGGCAGCAGCAGAGGAGGUUAUGGGUCCAGUUACGGCGGAGGAUUCGGCGGAGGAUUUGGAAUGCCGCGUCCUAGCCGCGGUGGUUUCAAUAGAGGACGUGGCGGUGGAGGAGACUUCCGACCAGUCAUUCAUUAUCGCGAUCUCGACGCACCGAGAGAGCCGGACGAGUUUCUCUAAAUCAUGCCUCGAGACACUCGAGAGGAUCCAUGGGAACCGCGCUUGUUUCCGGGAGAACGGAGGCCAACCCCGUUCUAUGUUAACGGCGUCCUCGGAACCUGCGUUAUUUCACAGGACGCUCUUGAAAUAGACGGUCUAUAACUCUGGGAACGUGCACCACUUGCGACAGAAAUGUUUAUGACAGAAACAUGUAACCUGGUUGUUCAAUUAUCCCCAAAGAUUCGUUGACUGGUACUUUAAAUUUGUAUUAAAACAAUUUGUACACGUGUUUGGUUUAGAAUAUUUUAAUGAUACUGUUACUUUAAAGUACCUGCGAGUUGUAAACAGUUGGAACAGUUUCUGAUAGCUACUAGGAAUUCUGAUUGUAAAGGUUCUUCCUUGGAUAUGUGAAUGCAUAGCAGUAAAUGGUUGCAUUAAGCUUUCAAUAAUUGAAAUAGAAUUAGAUACACUGAUCUCUUCGGUUUAGAGGAAGACUCAUUAGACGUCUGUGAUUAUUACUGUUACAAGUGGUGCGUGCUCUAAGAGUUUGAUCGACUAUUUUUGGUAAUAGUCUGUGUAUCUGUAUAUAUUUAUCGCGUUGAUCACUUCUUAUUUAGAUAAGGGACUAGCAGAGUUUCGCGAGAAAUUCCAUGCGCUCGUAUAUGUUCGGAGCUUUUAUACAGGAACGAGGCAAUCCACUGUAUACAAAAAUAUAUGCUAUACGUGAGAGUCUCUCAAUAGCCAAACUGAUCAACAUUUCAUUACACGUAACUGGCGUUCGGGCCGCGAGUUUUUAUGCAUUUACAAUAAAUGCUGCUGAAUGAAAUCCAGUAAAAUAAAAAUCUCGGUCGAGUGAGACACGCAUUGAACAUACUUUCUUGUCUAGUGAGCUUUCAUUUGGUUCCUUUAUCUGUUUCACAUGAACAUUUGCUGUCCACUGAUGCAUUCAGUGCAAUGUAGAUUUAAUCAGACUUGAGGACGUGUCACGUUCAUAUUGUCAUUAUCCGAAUUACUGCGUUAGAAGUCAUCGAGUUACUUUAAUGCAUUGUAUUUCGUGGUACCGUUUACACUGCUGAGAAUUUAAACGAGUCGUUGUGUAUGAUCAGAUCAUAGCAGGUACAAUGUUCAGAAUUCUACACAUCUGAAUGUCGACGAUUAGACUGCGGAUGCUUACACAGAUUCCAAUCUCUUAACAAUGGAUCAGAAGAGGAUUCGUUUUAACACAUUGAAUGUCAUGUGGGUCACCGGUGACCCCCAGCCGAAUCGGAUUACUGUAGUUCACUCAGUUAAACUAUGAUUAUUUGAAAAGAUUUCUAUAUUAUAAAUAAUGCGAUGACAUUCAGCUGGAUGAACAUGCAAUAAUAACAGUGCAAUUCAAUCAAAUCAUUUAAUAUUAUAUUUUUUCGUUUUGGGUAUUUUGUUGUAUGAAAUACGGCAUUCAACGUGUUAACAGUUACAGGGUUCUAUAAGUAACAAAUUUCAGUGGUCCUUAACAUAGUCAACACUAGAUUUACUGAACGAAUCAAUUUCACUCACUGAAUUUUACAAGCAUUAUUUGGUAAACGUUUAGGUCGAUUUUUAUUAAAAUAUGUAUCCUAAUUGUCUACUCUUAAGCCUCUAAUUUCUAAGACCUAAAUGAACGGACAACAAUUUUUCUAACAGUAGAACAUAGUACAGUAAAUGUCAGUAAAUCUAGUGCUAACGUGUAUCAGUAUAAGAUUCACAGUCUAUCGAUGAACAUAGUGAUACACGACGUGAACAGGAUAAAAAUCAAUACACAAACAUUGAAAUCAAGAAUUUACAGAGCGGCGUGUGAUCGGCCUGGCUUCUGGAAGACUCGCAUAAAUCUCGAAUGUGUGUACAAACGCGACGAAAAAUAUCUCUUGUUUGGAUGGUGAUGUCAGGGGAGAGCGCGUAAAUGCAUAAACAAAUACGUGUUGUGUAUCUGUAGUACUCUGUAAAGGAAACAUACAAUACCUAUAUACGGUGUUCCAUUGAGAAAAGUUGCUCGUCGCGGUACAAAAAGAGAACAGCAUUGUAAUCGACUCUAUAAUACAUUAAUAAAACUAUAUCGUUUCCUAAUUUCAUCAACUGUAUAUACCGCUUGUAAACAAUUUAUUAUGCAUCACUGCGUAAUCUAUACGGUACAAUGGCAUAUAUAUGUAUAUGUGUGUGUGUGUAUAUAUAUAUAUACAUAUACAUACAUACACACACACAGAGCAUAUAUACAUAUACAUUAAUUACAUUGGUCACUC